AUUUCAGCUUCCUUAAUAACUAAGAAAAUGGAUACAGAUAAUAAAGAAAACAAUAAAUAUAGUGAAUCAUUUCUUAAAAAAGUUUCACAAAACAGAAAGAUAGAUUGCAGUGACGACACAACUAUUUUUUUCCGCAAUGUUAUGAAAGAAAUAAUGCUAUGUGGUACUCAGAAAGAAAUUAACUAUAAACCUUUUGUUUCUACCAAUGUAAUAAUAAAUAGUCCAGGUAAUGCCAUGGAUACCUCAAGAGCUCCAUUUUGUGAAAAUAGCAAAAAACAAAAAAAAUUUUGUAUGGGUCCCCCUGAGACCAUUAAAUUCUAUGCCCAACAUAAACUACCCGCAAUGUCAAGUGCACAUUUACAAGAAUUAUCUUUAUCUUUUCUUCGUAAUCAACAUUCAAGUAAAAGUGGCACCGCAACGUUUGUGACAUCUAAUAAAUUUCUGGAAACUACUCAAAAAACAUUACAGACAAACGCAAACAUUGUACAGCGUACAGAUUCAUUUAUGGAAGACACCUUAAUUCGUUCUUGUACCCAAGAAAUCGAUGACUUCAAACCACAAUUCAUGUCUACUCCCAAAAAAGAUCUCCAGGAAGCCUCUCAGUACCAAAAACCACAUGAUAAUAGUUCAUUUAGGUCAACACGAAAGCUUGUCAAAAACCAUCAGAUAAAGCGACAGGUUAAGAAGAGAGUAACCAGGUAUUUUAAUCAAAGCAAAACUAAUAAAGAAAUUAAACACAAAUCUUUUAGUGGGCGAUUCUUUGACGCUAUCAAUACUUCUUGCACUACAUUGGUAAAAACUGUAAAAAACAUUUUUAGACCGAAAAAUACUUUGCUAGAAACAAAAGAUAAUCCUUUAAAUAGAACAAAUCGAGACAUGUCCUGUAGUUACAGUUUCACAAAUUAUAUGCGUAAAAGAGAUGCAGUUAUAAAAGACAAUUAUAAAGAAGAUACUAAUAAGGGCUUAGUUAACACAAAAGACAAUAUCCAAGAUGUUAGUAUGGAGAUAAACAAUUCUUGUAAGACAUGCAAUGAUACAGUUACGCUCAAACGAAAAUUAAGAAAUGAUGACCACUUGAAGAAAACUCUAAGAAAACUCAAACUAGGAAUUAAUUUGUAUGGAUGUGAUUUUAAGGUAAUAAAAUUUUUAGGUAUGUGAAAUAUACGUAAUUAAAAAAUUCUAAUACAUAUUUUUUAUUUCAGAAAAUUUCUCGUGCAAUGU
Molecule: messenger RNA, 1221 nt
Organism: Spodoptera litura
Lineage: Eukaryota; Metazoa; Arthropoda; Insecta; Lepidoptera; Noctuidae
Source: RefSeq, a predicted model, not a curated record